Molecule: messenger RNA, 369 nt
Organism: Rotaria sordida
Lineage: Eukaryota; Metazoa; Rotifera; Eurotatoria; Philodinida; Philodinidae
Source: the annotation of a GenBank genome assembly
AUGAAUGAUCCAUCAUUUACAAAACUUGAUGAAGAAGAUUUACGACACCUAUUUGAACUAUGUGUAACAAAUAUGCCUUUCCGAUUUUAUGAUGAUCUAUAUCAACAAACAGAAGGCGUCAGCAUGGAAUCACCAUUAGCUCCAACAUUCGCCGGUCGUUUUAUGACUCGUAUCGAAUCAAAAUUAGAACAAUAUGAAAACAAAGAUAAAAUUAAAACCUAUUAUCGUUAUGUAGAUGAUACAUUUAUAAUUAUGAAUGAAAAAGAUAAUGAUACUGAUAAAUUAUUGGACUAUGUUAAUUCUUUACAUCAAAAUAUUAAAUUUACUUUAUUUCGACCCUUUCGACAUGAAAAUGGAGCUUACCCAUAA